AUGGUGAAAGAUACUGAAUACUAUGAUAUCCUUGGUGUGAAACCAGAGGCUACUUCUGCCGAAAUUAAGAAGGCCUACAGAAGGCGGGCAAUGGAAACUCAUCCAGACAAGCAUCCUAAUGACCCUAAUGCCCAGGCCAAAUUCCAAGCAGUUGGUGAAGCGUAUCAAGUUCUGAGUGAUGACGAAUUGAGGAAGAGAUAUGAUCAGCUUGGUAAAGAGAGUGCUGUGCCUCAACAAGGUUUUGUCGACCCAUCUGAGUACUUUACUGCGAUUUUUGGUGGUGAUGGUUUUAAAGAAUGGGUUGGUGAGUUCUCUUUGUUCAAGGAGCUUGGAGAAGCUGCUGCUGAGGAAGCUGCAACAGGAACUACUUCUGCUGAGGCUGCUGCUGAGGCUAAUGGCAGUGCAAAUGGAAAGUCGAAAUUGACCAAGGAACAACGGGAGAAACUAGCAGAAAUGCAAAAGAGAAGGAGAGAGGACCUGAUCAAGCAGGUCGAGGAACUUUCAAACAAACUUAAUGCCAAAUUGGACAGCUAUGUUGUUGCUGUUAAGGGUAAUCACUUGGAUGAAUUCCAAAAGAAGUUGACUCAAGAAAUUGAAGAGUUAAAACUUGAAAGUUUCGGCCUUGAGUUGUUGCAUAUCUUGGCCAAAGUAUACCGUAACAAAGCAAACAACUAUCUUCUCUCUAAGAAAACACUAGGUGUUUCACGUUUCUUGACAGGGUUCAGAGAUGGUGCUAAAGAUGUCAAGUCCACUUAUAGUUUAAUACACACAGGCUACGAAGCUCAAAAGACCAUGCAAGGUCUAAGUGAAGUGAAUCCUGAAGAAUUAAGCCCCGAAGAGCGUGCUAAGUUCGAACAUAUGGUUGCGGGGAAGACCUUGGGUGUGAUGUGGGCUAUGUCUAAAUUUGAACUUGAACGUAAACUAAGAGAAGUCUGCAACAGAAUUCUAAAUGACCGUAAUGGUCACGAUAAGACGUUGAAGGCCAAGGGUUUGCUGUUCCUAGCUGACAACUUCUCAAGAGCCAGAAGAUCGCCUGAGGAAGCAGAAGAAGCAAGAGUAUUUGAAGAGUUGAUCUUGGGCCAGCAGGAAAGACAAACUAAGAGACGUUACAGGGUCCAAUGA
Molecule: messenger RNA, 1122 nt
Organism: Nakaseomyces glabratus
Lineage: Eukaryota; Fungi; Ascomycota; Saccharomycetes; Saccharomycetales; Saccharomycetaceae
Product: J domain-containing protein
Biological process (GO): protein import into peroxisome matrix
Cellular component (GO): cytosol
Source: RefSeq, a predicted model, not a curated record